This is a messenger RNA of Bufo gargarizans (Asiatic toad), 636 nucleotides long. It is a transcript of the gene NDUFB10, whose product is annotated as NADH:ubiquinone oxidoreductase subunit B10. The record is from RefSeq and is a predicted model, not a curated record. NCBI's taxonomy places the organism in Eukaryota, Metazoa, Chordata, Amphibia, Anura, Bufonidae. The transcript has 4 exons. Bases 40 to 558 code for a protein of 172 amino acids.
GCCAUAUUCCUUGUGACAGGGGUCGGGGUGACCUGAGAGAUGCCGGAACCCGUGGAUAGAGAUGUGUACCCGGAGCCUCCGCGGCAGACCCCGGUACCGAACCGACAGUCCACACUUCCGGACCCGGUACCUCUGCUGGCCGGCCUGUUCAGCUAUGCCAUAGAUAAGCCGGUCACAGCCUUCCAUGAUUGGAUGGAAAGUCAGCGAGCGACGAGAAGGACUCACUACUAUCACCGAGAGUUCAGACGAGUCCCUGACCUGUCCCAGUGCCUAGAGGACGACUACGUGUGCCACUACGAGGCCAACAAGCAAUUCAAGAGGGACUACCUCGUGGAUCAGGAGAUUGUGAAGAUCAUGCGGGAGCGCGUGGCAGCCUGCAGGUCAAGAGAAGGAGAGAGCGCCGACCAGAACUGCGCGCCACUGCUCAAACAGUACGCCGAAGUCUGCAAGGCUUAUAAAGCCAGAUAUGAAGACCUUGGCUUUUACGGCGGGGCCAGGAAAUGCAUGAUGAAGCAGAAAGAGAGGAUGAUGGAGGAGAGGAAGGCAGCGGCGGAAUAAAUAAACCCCUGUACAUUUUGUGUUUCACAAUGGAACAAUUAAAACUGAAGAAUGAAAAUAAAGAUCUGGAGAUCAGUU